UAAAUAAAAAAUUGAAAUCCAUGCUUCUGGAAUACCGAGUGCCCCUCCCUUGCCAGCCCUAAUCAAUUACCCCCCCGUUCAGAUUCACUCGUGGACCAUCGAGACUCCGUUGCCCAGUGCAACGUAAUAACUUAGACGCUUGGGCACGGUCACGCGAAAGAACGAUGAAGGGGAGUAAAAGUGCUGGGGAGCCGCGGGGCGGUAGCGCAUAUGAAAAGAAAACAGAAGCGGAGUAGACGCGCGGCGCGGUUCGCAAGGCUGCGACAAGGUAAAGUCAGCUAACUAUCCCGAGACCUCGAAGAGGAGCAACAGCAGCAGCAGCAGCAGCAGCAGCGGAGGAGAGUAUCCGAAGCAGAGGUACGACGGCCGGUCGGCUAGGUCGUGCGCGAACCGAGGCGAGGCGAGAGAGCAGAGGGAUCGGGCCGAGCGAGGAAAGGCGCAUUGGCCAGGCACGCCGAGCCAACGGGUCCAAAGCCGUCGGAGCUGGCCGGCUCUGGCGGCGCGUUCACCUCCCGCUCGAACCCAGUACGCUACGGACUCUCGCGCAGGCGAGAUUGCACCAAUCCGCUCGGUCGAUCCACAAACCACGUGCGCCACGAACAUUUAACCGGGAACCGGGCCUCUGUUUCGGGUGACCGAGUCACGUGUUUUCGGCGCCUCCUCACGACCGUUCAAACCCCGAGCACCAAAACUGAUCAUAAAAAGUAAAAAAAACGGUGAAUGCGAUUAUAAAUACGACCUAAGCUGUUCGUGACUGAAGACACGAGUUCACUUGCAGUGAGGAAUCGUUAAUUUCUGAAUCGAAUCAAACGGAGAAAAUAAUUCAGUGUUAAAAAAAUAAUUAAACGCCGGUUGACGAUGGCUCGUGAGGAACGAAGAAGAGUUAUCAGUUUUAACUUCUUUACUAACACCGUAAACUGAAAAGAUGAUCGCGCGCGAUGCGAACGAUAGCCGGUGGUUGUUGGCUAGGAGCAAAAGUGAAUUUUAUAAAGUGGAACGUUACACGAGCUCCGCCCAACGGUUUCAUUAAACCGAUUCAGUUCCGUGAAUACGGAAUGCGUUUUACUGGGUGGUCGUCCGCGAUGGGAGUUACGUUUUUAAUGAACGUCGCAAAGCAACUUUGCCAGCCCGGAUCGACGUAGAUCCGCGGCGGGUCAUUAAGCUACGAAACGGCGUGUUUUAAACCAGCGAGGGAAAACGGAAAAAUCCACUGAAAUCAGAUCAUGAAAUAUUUCCAUUUCCUAAUGCCAAGUUAAUUAAACCUACCGUUUGCGAUUGGUUCUCACGGUUGGAAUCGAUGCACGAAACGCAAACUCAUCGUCAGUAUUUGUUUCGCGUUCACCGUUUCGAAUGAAUUCGGAAUGGUCACGACGACGCGACGUGAUCCGUGAACGAGGUGAAAAUACGUGCGAACACGAUCAAUAACGAUCCGUUUGGGACCAGACCUGUUGAUUCGCCGCGUGCGAAACGAACGAGGAAGGAGGAGGCGGGGUAAAAGAAAAUCGCAGGAAGAGAAAAAGGCGAGCAAAGCACAGGAGGAGCAGGAUUGACGGGAUGCAGAAGAAACGGUGCCGGGCAAAAAACGGUUAAAGACGACAGAGAUACCAGGUUAAUUAGAUUAUCGACGGUCCCGGGAGCUGCUCCGGUUCACUCUGCCGGCAUGACGACCAUACAUGGUCCAGUGGCCUACGAACAGCCGGCUGUGUCGCGUGGGAGGUCGUCCCGCUUCCACGCUGAUUUUUCCAAUACACGGCAAUACAGAUUCGUCUGAUCGUCGACGAGAGACAUCAGCGUUCCGUAAGAAGUCACGCGCGAUGACUCGCCAAUCGGAAAGCUUGAGGGUACAGACAGCUCCGUCGCUCGGCGUCGACGAUCGCGUCUCAAGCGAACAUAUAAAAUCGCGUGUGAUGAGAAUGUGGCAACUUUCAGUUUCGGCGACCAAUCGGGACAGUAUACUAUAAAUCGAGAUUUCCGCGGAUCGUGUGUACGCAACGGUCGAUCAUUAAGCCCGCGAGGUGAAGCGUUAAGCGCGAUGAAAGUGUAGCAGAGCGUGUUAUGCAAAGCAGCAUCGGUGGAACCAGAAAAGCCUGAUCCGGUACGCAACGUCACUGUGAAACCCGCGGCAAUUGUCAUGAACGCGUGUCACCCCGUCGUCGACGACGUUUGGAAAAAAUCGAGUCAGACGUGAUUCUGAAUGAAACCGAGAGGAGAAGUGUCGACGAUGUUCCUAUAGGGAUCCGCGAUUUUUCGUCGUAAUUAUUCCACGGCAUUCGUUCCGCACGAACUUUGACCCUUGAAUUUCUACGGGAAGGAAUCCCCCGGUAAUUGAAUUGCAAAUCGGGCUUGUCGGUGGAACAUGGCUCGGUUCGGCAGCGUCUCGAGGUGAUCGAAAGUCGAACGGUGGCGAUCGCCAGGCACGAAGGCAACAAAUAUGUCGGUCGCUGGGACCAGAAGACUCUGCAGAGUGGGCCUGGUCGCCGUGCUGGUCACCGCGUUGUGCGUGUUGACUCUGCUAGAUUCACCACCGCCUCGACUCCCGGAUCCACCGGCGGACCCUCCUCCCACGCCUGGUGGCGAACCCCCGGGCACAAGGAGCAUCGUGGCUUACUCGUGGGCACGGAGAUUGGCACUCGAUUACAGACCCUCCAAGGAAUGCGACGGUAAUGGAACGUACGGAACGACGUUAAAUACGUUCAAGUUAGCCGACGCCAAGUGGCUCGAGACGAUCCCCGGACAGCUCUUCCUGUACAGUGCCCACUUGGACCUGAGAGUAGCCGGUUACCCGAGCCUCAGGGUGAUUGGCGUUAAGCGCGGACCUCUGCCGACUUCUGCCCUUUUCUGCACCGUUUGGUGA
Ceratina calcarata is the source of this 2854-nucleotide messenger RNA. RefSeq lists its product as uncharacterized. Lineage: Eukaryota; Metazoa; Arthropoda; Insecta; Hymenoptera; Apidae. The coding region runs from base 2432 to 2854 and encodes 140 amino acids. The record is from RefSeq and is a predicted model, not a curated record. The transcript has 2 exons.